This is a messenger RNA of Penicillium angulare, 354 nucleotides long. RefSeq lists its product as uncharacterized. The record is from RefSeq and is a predicted model, not a curated record. Lineage: Eukaryota; Fungi; Ascomycota; Eurotiomycetes; Eurotiales; Aspergillaceae. Bases 1 to 354 code for a protein of 117 amino acids. The transcript has 2 exons.
AUGUCAAUCACUACUACCACUACUACUGCCACGGUUUCGGUCCUGGCUGACUAUGAAGUGCAUCAUAGCGAGGAACAACCUACGUCUGUAGCACCUGAACCUGUGACAAGUGGUGUCUCGGAUCAACCUGCAAACUGGCCGACGGAUCAUCGUCGUAUGCCUGCGUAUCGACCUAUCAAUCCCAAUCUGAGUUAUCUGGAGCGACCGGCCGGGACUGAUGGUGCUGAGUAUGCGUUUAUUCAAGUCAUGUUGCAUGGGGUGUGGCUCAACGCGGCUGUUUCACGACUAUGGAGAUUUACUGGAGGGCGAAUCAACGAUAAGGUCUUUCAUUAUGAGGUCGGAGGAGAGUGGUAG